Messenger RNA from Protobothrops mucrosquamatus (brown spotted pit viper), 2620 nucleotides. It is a transcript of the gene ATG4C, whose product is annotated as autophagy related 4C cysteine peptidase. The record is from RefSeq and is a predicted model, not a curated record. Gene Ontology annotation, molecular function: protein-phosphatidylethanolamide deconjugating activity. NCBI's taxonomy places the organism in Eukaryota, Metazoa, Chordata, Lepidosauria, Squamata, Viperidae. The coding region runs from base 283 to 1671 and encodes 462 amino acids. The transcript has 12 exons.
AAGCAGCGCCUCUAGGGGGAUGAGUAACGGGAGCCGGAGUGGGUCAAAAGAAGCCGGUGAUUACUUUCUCCAGUUCGAGAUUUGGACAUUAGACAGUUUAGCUGAGGAAUCUGCUCCGGCAAAUACGAGAAAUGAGGAGUUUUCUUUGGCUAUUCAAGGCUUAUUAAAAGUUCUCCAGACACAUUUUGCACAACUGGAAACAUUAGGCUUGAACCCAUCUAAGGAAUGGUGAAAUCAGGAACAAAAUCAUUAAGGUCCUUGAGAUAGUGAUGGCUAUUCCUCAUGAAUCUGAAUAUGGAGGCUACUGGAACAGAUGAAGUAGAGAAAAUAAAAUCAAAGUUUAUAUCUGCAUGGCAUAAUAUGAAAUAUGGCUGGGUAUUGAAAACCAAAACUUACUUUAGCAGAAAUUCUCCUGUCUUUUUACUGGGAAAAUGCUACCAUUUCAAGAGUGAUGGGCCCAGUGACCAAUCACCAAAUGGUUCCUGUGAUGACAUGACAGAUGAAAGCUUUUCAAGAAACGUCGAAGAGUUCCGUAAAGACUUUAUUUCUAGAAUAUGGUUGACUUACAGGGAAGAAUUUCCCCAAAUCAGGGGUUCAGUUUUAACCACAGACUGUGGCUGGGGCUGUACUUUGAGAACUGGCCAAAUGCUUCUGGCUCAAGGACUUAUUCUCCACUUUCUUGGUAGAGAUUGGAUUUGGGCCAAUGCCUUUGUCUUUGAGAAUCCAGAGUCUGAAUCAUGGACAAGUCAGACAGUAAAAAAGCUCACGGCAUCUCUUGAAACAUCACUUAUAGGAGAAAGAGAAUUCAGGAGCCAGUCAACUCAUCCUAAAAGUCCAAUACGCAACCAGGGAACUGAAGAAAGUGUGGAGGAGCAGUAUCACCGAAGAAUUAUCUCUUGGUUUUCUGAUUCACCAUUUGCCAAUUUUGGCUUGCAUCGGCUGAUAGAAUAUGGAAAGAAGUCUGGAAAAAUAGCUGGAGACUGGUAUGGACCAGCAGUGGUAGCGCACCUUUUGAGGAAAGCAGUUGAAAAAGCAAGGGACCCGGAAUUACAAGGAAUAACCAUCUAUGUUGCUCAAGACUGUACGGUUUACAAGUCUGAUGUUAUUGAUGCUCUUUGCCCUUUCACGGAUUCUGAAAAGACAAGUGUCAAAUCUGUUAUUAUAUUAAUUCCCGUCAGGCUUGGUGGUGAACGGACCAAUAUGGAAUACUUUGAGUUUGUGAAGGGAAUUUUGAGCCUUGACUACUGCAUUGGCAUUAUCGGAGGAAAACCUAAACAGUCAUAUUACUUUGCUGGAUUUCAAGAUGACAGCUUGAUUUACAUGGAUCCUCAUUAUUGCCAGUCUUUUGUAGAUGUCAGCGUAAAGGAUUUCCCCCUUGAGUCUUUCCACUGCCCUUCUCCAAAGAAGAUGUUAUUUAAAAAAAUGGAUCCAAGUUGCACCAUAGGAUUGUAUUGUCCUGACAUGCAAGGUUUUGAAAGGGCUGCUGAAGAAAUAACUAAGAUUUUGAAAUCCUCGUCCAAAGAGAAAUAUCCCUUGUUUACUUUUGUAAACGGACAUUCCAGAGACUACGAUUUUGUGGCGAGUCCAGUCCAGGAAGAGAAGACAAUGUUCUCCGAAGAUGAACACAAAAAGUUGGCGUGUUUUAACAAUGAAGACUUUGUCUUGCUAUGAGGACAUUUUUAUUUAUUCAUUGAAAAUGAUUUUAUGCUCAGUCUUCACAGAUGCUACAAAAUAGUUUAACUAAAAGCUACAAGCAACAUAAACACAAUUAAAAGUAAUUAAUAAAAACUUGUGGCAAUAAGCAGUAGACUACCAAGGACUAUCAUCAAUGAUCAGUUUUUCAAAACUUGUGUUUUGAUUCCCAGCAAAGGGAAUCCUAGAGUUUAAGACUAGGACCACUGCCCAGUAAUCUUUGCUUUGCAUAACCAUGCACAAUACUUCAGUUGGGAAGUGACACAGAAUAGACACUCAGUGGUGAUUCAAGUCUAAUCUGCAAGAUUAGAAUCAUCAGGUUUUUCCAGCAGUUGAAUUCCAGGAGAUAUUAAGCCCAAACUGUCCGAAGUCCGUUAGUCUAAGUAACAGAAAAAAAGUAAAAAAGAUGGAAAAUUGAACAGGAGGAAUUCCUUAUAUGAACAACAUAAAGCCAUAUCGCAUGGAACCUUUAAUUAAAUAUUAGCUUUAAUUGAUAAAAAUGUAAGGUUUACCAAACAAAGCAUCUAUUGGCAUAUAAUUAAUAAGAACAGAUUUGUAAUUAAUAUGUCAAAAAGCUUAGGAAUUAGUAAUUCUGUUCCUGGUGGUUAAAGGAAUAAACUAAAAGGAACCCAGAACCUGUACUGUGAAAGGCUAAUUAAACUUGUGAAAGACGAUAAAAGACAACGUUGAAGGUCUACAGUGUUCAGUGUUGAUGUUGAGCUCAGGCACAUCUUAACAAUUUGCUCAUCGUAGUAGUCAAGUUUACCCCAUUCUAAGCAUACUUCAUAAAUUGUACAGCAUCUUCCAUACAUUUGGUUUCUGCACCAGACGUCUUUGACCAGUGCUAUCACACAGCAGGAAAAAGGGAUACACCAUAUAUAUAUAGCAACAGGUAUGUUUCCUGGCCCAGGGGCAUUAGAAAGUCAAU